Messenger RNA from Malus domestica (apple), 1624 nucleotides. RefSeq names its product AAA-ATPase At3g28580-like. NCBI's taxonomy places the organism in Eukaryota, Viridiplantae, Streptophyta, Magnoliopsida, Rosales, Rosaceae. Gene Ontology annotation, molecular function: ATP binding; ATP hydrolysis activity. The record is from RefSeq and is a predicted model, not a curated record.
AUCUUAAGAGAAUUCUGCUUUGCCUACGGUUUUCUAAGACACGUUGAUAUGCUCUUUCCAGUAGUACUCGGUUCCAUUUACUAUCCUUACAUCCAAAUCAAAUUCAAUGAAUAUUCUGGAGAACAUAACCUCAUGCGCAGUGAAGCCUUCUCCGCCAUUGAGAACUACCUGAGGUCCAAAGCUUGCGAAGAAGCAAAUCGGCUGCGUGGUUGCGUGACGAACAACCAGUCCCUUGUGCUUAGCAUGGAUGCAAAUGAAAAGGUUGCUGACGAGUUUGAAGGAGCCAAAGUAUGGUGGGCUUUCGGGAAAACCAUUGUUAUGCAACGGAGUUCGUUACACCAUCCAGUUCCUUGUGAGAGGAUGUACUACAAGCUCACUUUUCAUAAGACGCAGAGGGAUCUCAUUAUCGGGCGUUAUAUCGAACAUGUCAUGAAAGAGGGCAAUGCAAUUAAGUUGAGAAACCGGGAAAGGAAGCUUUUUACCAACAGCGGGGUACGUUGGAGCCAUGUUGUGUUUGAGCACCCUGCGACAUUUCAGACACUAGCCAUGGAUCCGGUGAAGAAGCAGGAGAUUAUGGACGAUUUAAUGACAUUCAGCAAAGCGGAAGAGUUUUACAAAAGCAUUGGGAGGGCGUGGAAGCGAGGGUACCUCCUUUAUGGCCCCCCGGGAACUGGGAAGUCAACCAUGAUUGCCGCCAUGGCGAAUCAUUUGGGCUACAAUAUUUACGAUCUUGAGUUGACUUCAGUGAAGAACAACACCGAGCUGAGGAAGCUACUGCUUGAAACAUCGAACAAGUCUCUUAUUGUGAUUGAAGACAUUGAUUGUUCACUUGAUCUCACUGGGCAAAGGAUUAAGAAGAAUGAUAAAGAUAAAGAGGACAAAGAUAAAGGUCAUGGAAAGGAAAACGGAGGACAGGAAAAGGAAGCAAAUAUACUGAGCCAGGUUACUCUUUCAGGGCUUCUGAACUUCAUUGACGGGCUCUGGUCAGCCUGUAAAGGAGAGAGGCUGAUAUUCACCACCAACCAUGUGGAGAAACUCGACGCUGCACUCACUCGAAAAGGACGGUUGGACAAGCACAUAGAACUAUCAUACUGCACCUUUGAAGCAUUCAAGGUGCUCUCUAGAAACUACCUUAAACUUGAAUCCCACCAUUUGUUCCCCACGAUUUGCGAGUUGCUGGGGGAAACUAAUGUGGUUCCAGCUGAUGUCGCAGAGCAUUUGAUGCCCAAGACACUUUCUCAAAGCGCUGACAUCUGCCUGCAGAACCUGGUCCAAGCUCUCAAAAAGGAGAAAAAUAACGGAAAGUUAAUAGCCAAGGAAGAAAGGAAAUACGGAGCAAUCAGCUGGAAGUGCAUGACAAGCACACAAGAUCAUUUGAUAGAAGAUAAAAAGAGAGCCAAAAAUUAGGAUUUAAGAAUCGGAUCCUCUAAUGCUAUGUUUGUUUAUGUAAGUGUGAUGUUUGUGUACUAUAUUUUCCACCUUAUAUAAUUUCCUCAUCAUCUUUUCUAUACAAGCAGUAUGAGGAUGUGAGGGAACCGAACUCAGAAUCCCGAGUUCAAUGAGCGAAUGCUCGUAGCAGAUGAGCUACAAAGUUUACAAACCCUUUUUCUUGUAUAUGUUCUAC